Messenger RNA from Funneliformis mosseae, 2865 nucleotides. Lineage: Eukaryota; Fungi; Glomeromycota; Glomeromycetes; Glomerales; Glomeraceae. The record is from the annotation of a GenBank genome assembly.
GAAAUUCCUGCAGAAUGCUUCCAAACAUCUGACACAGGAAGUAAUUGCCGUAUGCCAGUAGGUAUACACAACGCAAACCUGGACACUAACAUGCAGGGUAAUGCCUUGAACACGCAUGCUCAAGGAAAUUCUGCAGACCAGCACCAAACAUCUAACGUAGGAAAUAAUGGCCAUACGCCAAAGGAAUGGUCGAUUAUUAAUGCCCUGCGAUACAUAGAGUCAAAAUCCGAACUAUUAUCUUCAGAUACAAUCAAUACUUUCAAAGAUGAUAUGUAUUCGUUACUACAAAGUUUGGGUGGCAAAUGCUAUGUGCACGAGUUUUCCAAGAAGAAAGCGAGGAAAAUUCUGACAAAUUAUGAUAAGUCAUUCUUUUCAGCCGAUAUAAAACGUUUUAUUGAUGAAAUUGAACUAAAGAAUGAAAAAAAGGAGUUUCGCACAUCGAUAAGUCGAAGAGUUACAUCCGCAAGUACAUUAAGGGCACUGGAGGAGCAUCGUACAGACAGAAUAGCAAUCGAAGAUUUGCGCAACGCAACAAACACAACAUCAACCAUCGAAUAUGACUCUGAAAGGAAACAAGAUCUUAGGGGAGAAAUAAUGGAUGGAGUCGAGAAUGGUCAAGUUGUUUCCGAAGCUGUACAAGAGUCGAGUGAUCUCGGUGCGCAAAGUUACGAUCAAGAAGAUCAAGACCUGUUGCGAAAUACAAAUACCCUAGGGAAAAGGGAAAAUGCAAGUGAUGCUGAGGAAGAACGAGUAUUAAAAAGGCAAUAUAAUCGAUCACCUAAAUUUUCGGAAUCCAAUCAGCACUCUAUCUUUUAUGGAGGACUUCCAAAUUAUGAAGAGGGCAUAAAGAUUGACCCGGAAUUAGUACUUAAAGAAACUAAUGAAGUCAUGAUUCCUUAUUUUGAACGGUCUUUCAAUUAUGAUUCUUGGAAUUGUUGGACAUUAAAAUCUGGUUCGGUAGUUACUGACUUGCUAGAGAAAGCAUCAAAUGUCAAAGGACAUCCUCUGAGACCAGAGGUUUGGAGAAUCAUCCGUUGUGGUUUCAAGAUAGCAAAACCGAAGUGGUUAAGUAAUGAAGAGUACACCAAGAUACAGAGCUUUACUAAACGCCCAAGUAUUACAAGUCCUCCAAAAGAUAUUAUUGAACUUUUGAAAAUAAAAUCAUUAAAAUCUUUGGGACUCGAAAUAAUAAAGUUCAAAAGAGACAAAUUAAAAGCUCAUCUCCUGGAAGAUAUUACUAGCCAGAAUUCUAGUGAAGAAGAUCUUAUUUUGGAAAAUAUUAAGAUAACGUGUUCAAUAUUAGAUCCUGAAGAUCCAUUAACUGCUUUUUUCGCGAAAGUUUUAUCUUUAUUCCAUAAAUAUGUUUUUAUAGAAGAUUCUGUUAUGCAACAGCUAGAUGUUUCAGAGGCUGAUUACGGAGGUUAUCUGAUACAUCCUUGCUUAAAAAAAAUACUUGUCGGCUUAGAAGAUCGUUUAUAUUAUCAUAUGGGGGAAGUCAUUUUAUCAUCAGUUAAAUCUUGCAGAAGUCGACGAAAAUGUACCAACUCUUAUGAGCAAAAAUCUGAUGGUGUCUUUACCGUAAAAUUAAGAAAAUCAUUAAUGGAAGUAGGCCACUUAGAAAUGAGUGGAGGAUAUGGGCAUAAAGAUAUUCCUCGUUCUACUUGGGAUGGGUGUUGUAAGCUACCGAUUGAGGAUCGCAUUGAAUUGUGGCAAAUGUAUAACCCGUCCUGCGGUGUUCUGCAAUACGAACGAUCACAUAAGUCAAUUGUACCGAUUUGUUAUGAAGAACAUCGUAAACAUAUUUUCGAUUUCGUUGUCCUCCUUUGGGAUCUCAAGUGUGGAUUAUUGGAAACUUCCAACAUAAUAUUUCAGCUGAGAGAUGAACAUAAUGAUAAUUUGUUUGAAUCAUCAAAACUUUCCGGAAGUCUUCCAGCGUAUCCAUUUACACCAAAUAAAGAUAGACACAAAAUCGGUAUUAAAGACGCAAAUGAAGAUAGUGAUCUUGAUAAUUCUCCAAUUCGAUCUGGCAGAAAUGAUAAAAAAUAUUUUGAAUCUCCUAUCUCUUUAAAAUGUUCCGGAAUAACUACAGUAUAUGCGGAUUUUUGUAAUGCUAUAUACCAAGAACAAUUUUCAUCACAGAAGACGGGAAAGAAUAAAUGUACGGGAAUUACCGAAAUGGACCGCAUACAUUUACCAAGGUGUUUUGCAUAUACAUAUGGUGAAGAGGUCCCAGAGGAACCAGAUAGCGCAGAUGAUGUUAGCAUACAAGAAAAUGAAACCCAAUCAAGAAGAAAUUCGUCGAGACAAACCUCCCCAAGGAUUAUCCGCGAACAAGAAAGAUUCCAGGGCCUGCUGAGAGUGUUAUCUACGCCUGUCAAGGGUGAGCAAGCCGAAGUCGAUGACAAUGAUGUUGUAGGUACUUCUGUUAGCCAGAUUUGUCAAAAAGCAAUUCGCGCUGGAUUGCGUGUUGCAAAGACCAAUCAGGAAGAAAUUUUGUGCUGGUAUCGAUAUGCAGAGGGAUGUGAAAAAAGAGUAAAUGAUAUUAGUAAAAAAGCUGAACCUAGGAAAUUAAGACGUUAUGGAAAAAGGCAUGCUUUCAGAGCUCAUGGUGGUGAGAAUUCAACUCCUAAACAUCUUAAAUACCUUUCGAGAAUUGCAUUAAGGCAAGAAUCAGACUCCCAAUAUUCAAGUCUCAGGCUUCUUCAUCCCUGCCUAAAAACAAGGAUUAUAAUCCAUUUGAAUCUCAAAUUGUGGAAAUUGAUUCAAUACUAUCUGGCUCUACCUGGAAGACAGUUUCAUCUUCAGAAAUCAGGUCACAGCACAGCACAAGCUAGAUUAGAUCCACAUGAAAUAGAGCUUAUAUGA